Molecule: messenger RNA, 429 nt
Organism: Euleptes europaea (tarantolino)
Lineage: Eukaryota; Metazoa; Chordata; Lepidosauria; Squamata; Sphaerodactylidae
Gene: B2M
Product: beta-2-microglobulin
Exons: 2
Coding region: 1-429 (142 amino acids)
Biological process (GO): positive regulation of T cell activation; peptide antigen assembly with MHC class II protein complex; antigen processing and presentation of exogenous peptide antigen via MHC class II
Cellular component (GO): MHC class II protein complex
Molecular function (GO): MHC class II protein complex binding
Source: RefSeq, a predicted model, not a curated record
AUGGCGAAGGAAGCCGUGCUCUGGUGCGUCCUGGUGGUGGCCUGCCUCCACACCCUCAACGCCGAAAAGAGAAUACCCUCUGUGCAUGUGUUUACUCGCUAUCCUGUGGAGAUUGGCAAGGAGAACACCGUGCAGUGCUAUGUUGACGGGUUCCAUCCUCCCAAAAUCACCAUCACGCUUCUGAAGAACGGCCAGCCAAUGGAGAGUCAGCAAAGUGACCUUUCCUUUAACCAGAACUGGGCUUUCCAUCGGCUUGUCUUCGCCAACACCACUAUGGACGCGAAUAUCAAUUAUGCCUGCAGGGUGGAGCACGAAACCUUGGCUCAUCCCCGGACAGUCGAACUUGGUGAGCGCUUUUCUUGUUUUGAUCCCAUUCGUGCCCCCCUUUCCUUUUGUCUCAGCUCCUUGAAAUGCAGCCCAAUCUCUUAG